AAUUGUUAGCUUUCCUCUGGCGCGGCGGAUAUUUAUACAACGGUCACCUUCCACAACCUUCUCUCUCCGCUGAUCCGCAUAAUCUUCCUCUACCGCUCGCGGCUCAAUUUCGAGAUACACGCAAGCAACAUGACUGCGCCGUACCCCAACUUUGGCGAACCGCUACCAGCAGAGUUUCGGGGCGACCAGGUCAAGAAGCGACGUUGGCUUUCACGCUCUGACGAAGAGAUCGCGGAACACAUGGACACACGCAACUUGCGUUAUCGCAAAGGAUGGCCUCAACUUCCACCGCUUCCAGUCGCUGACAUCAGAGAUGGGGCACGAAACAAGGUGCAUAAUCCACAAGCCAUCAUCAACACGGUAGAGACAUUAUGCCAGGCUCAGAGGAUCCAGCCCAUCGAAAUCUAUUUCGCAUAUCGAGUACCAGAAGUCCAGCAGGAAGAUGAGAAGUAUCACACACUAGUACUCACCACCGAUCUCAGCAAGGACCCUCUUCUUUACUCCCUUAUCAUCCAUAUCCGCAAAUUUCUGCAGCAAGACUCGCGCCAUCAAGAGAUAUCCAUUGAGAUAAUCGAUUACCGCGCUGUACAUGGAUUGUUCAGUUUUGCUAUUCCUCCAUCCGAGCUACAUUUGAUGGAGGUAUGGCAUCCAGUCUUUGACGCCGCUCUUGAGGAGAUUCACAAACGGCAAGAGAAGUGGACAACAGUCGAGAUGUUGUAUCGCGGCUUGGAAGAUGAUGCAGCACGCUGCCAGGCAACAGUCGUUAUCACAUCACCAACUGCCGCAAAAGAUGUUUGGAUUAUGCAAAUACUUCCCGAUAUCCGCAAGCGCCUCCAAGCACUAUCUCCAUCUCUAGGGGUUGAGCUUCUCUGUGGCUCAUCUCUGUACAUUAAUUCACGGGGAGUGCCGCCUGACGCACAAACAUACGAGGCAGAUGUGUCGAUGGGCUCUUCCAUAGGGCAGCAGGCUCUUGAGAUGCAUUCGGGCACAGCUGGUGGUAUGGUGAAAUUGUCAGACGGCACGACAUGUGCCCUAACCAAUCAUCAUGUUGUGCGUAAUGACAGUCUCGAUAAAUUGCUCACAAAGAGCUCCGGCGAACAUCCAUUCUUGAAGGCUGGUAACCCUGCAUUUGAACCCAGUAAACAUCGGUUUACGUGUCCGUCCAAUGAAGACAAUGCAGCCUUCAUCCAAGAUCGUGAGAAGUACGAACAGCAAUGGCUGGCUCAAGCGAGAAAUCCUGCGGCACCCCGAUAUCUUGCUUCCACGCGGGCCGAGCUUACGACAGCAAGGACAACGAAUCGUUCUUUUGGAACAGUGUAUGCCUCUUCAGGUCUGCGGACAGUAAAGUGUGAGAAGCUCUCAAGCAAUCCUACCAAUGGCAAGGCUGUCCCAGAUACUGGCAAGUCUAAAUUCCGAUUCAUGCUCGACUGGAGCCUCUUGGAACUUCAUCCCAAGCGCGGCAUGGUCAAUGUUCUUCCCAUGCGGGUGCAGAACAAUAACGCCAGGUACAGCACCCUCAUGUCGGGGCAGGAAUGUGCUCAGUGGACGGUUAUGAAUAACCCGAAAUGCCACAUCCUGAGAGAUGAAGUAACGGUUGGGAAGUUUGGUCGCACCACGGGUUUCACAUACGGAGUGAUCAACUCAAUUCCAACCAUUAUCAACCCCAACUCCGAAGGGGGACAGUACAAGAAUAUCUCAGAUACCUAUGGCUUCACGGUUGAGGAUUGUGGCCACAGCAUGUCGUUUGUCGCUCAUGGCGGCGCCGCUGUAGGACUUGGAGACUCUGGAAGCAUUGUCUUACAUGCACCAUCCGGUGAAUGGCUUGGUCUUCUUUUCGGUGAAACGAGAGCAAAAGCCGCUCUGUUUACGCCCAUUGACCUUAUCUUUCGGGACAUUGAAAAAGUGACUGAACUGAAGGUUGUUGAGCCUGUCUUCAACUGUGGCUAAAAACAUCGAGAAAUAGGAGGACAUACUCCUGUUGCUAAUCCUCGAAUGCGUGGAAAGGUGGGAACGUACGCAUUCACGGGGUUACGGUAAUCCCACCUGCAACGGAAACAGGAGCGUGCCAGAGGAUUGAUGGUAUCCCGAGCGAGUGGUAUCC
Boeremia exigua is the source of this 2101-nucleotide messenger RNA. RefSeq lists its product as uncharacterized. The coding region runs from base 130 to 1947 and encodes 605 amino acids. The transcript is spliced from 3 exons. NCBI's taxonomy places the organism in Eukaryota, Fungi, Ascomycota, Dothideomycetes, Pleosporales, Didymellaceae. The record is from RefSeq and is a predicted model, not a curated record.